Messenger RNA from Anopheles maculipalpis, 2115 nucleotides. It is a transcript of the gene Syn, whose product is annotated as synapsin. The record is from RefSeq and is a predicted model, not a curated record. The transcript has 10 exons. The coding region runs from base 317 to 1975 and encodes 552 amino acids. Gene Ontology annotation, biological process: neurotransmitter secretion. NCBI's taxonomy places the organism in Eukaryota, Metazoa, Arthropoda, Insecta, Diptera, Culicidae. Gene Ontology annotation, molecular function: ATP binding. Gene Ontology annotation, cellular component: synaptic vesicle; synaptic vesicle membrane.
CCCGGAAGUCAACUAAAGCCACCACUCGGGUGCGUAGCGUAGUUGUCUUCACUUUCGUUCCGUUCCGUUCAAUAUUAGCGCCAUAUCUGACGCUGGGUGCGGGCGAAUCUGCGCCCCGCCAAAGCAGGAUCCACAAGCCGGCACACUGUCUUUCGCAAGUUUCAAGAGUAGCUUUACCAGCAAUGUUAAUUUCCUGAAGCGCCGUGAUUUCAUUGGCAGAUUCAGCUCGGGAGACCUGUCUUCCGAGUGCGAGGAUGUCGAUCCGAAAGACCUGCCACCCGCAGCUCGCCCACAGCCCCCGCUUCAGCAGCAACCGAUGCCCGGCGGUCCGCCAAACAUUCCGCCACCGCCGGCCCCCGGUACGGCCGGUUCCGUGUCGCCGGGUGGCCCCGUACCACCCGGUUCCGCACCACCCACCGGUGGUCCGGAGCUGUCGUUAAGCUUUGGCAAGGGUCCGGCCCAGCGCGGCACUAGCGCACCCUCGAGCCCGGCCAAAUCGCGCGAAAGUUUGUUGCAGCGCGUACAAAGCUUAACCGGUGCGGCCCGUGAUCAAGGCGCCUCCAUUAUAGGAGCGGCCGUCUCGACUGCGAGCCGUGUUCAGCCGUUCAAUCGGGACAAGUGCUUCACGCUGCUCGUGGUGGACGAUCAGAACACGGACUGGUCGAAGUAUUUCCGUGGGAAGCGUCUGCACAGUGACUACGACAUUCGGGUGGAGCAGGCCGAGUUCCGCGAGAUUAUGCUGACGGCCAGUGCAGACUCCGGGCCGAUGGUUGGCUGUAAUCGGGGCGGAUCGAAGCAGGCGAAACCGUUCCGUCCGGACUUUAUUUUGGUGCGUCAGCCGCCGCGUGACGGGUCGAAGGAUUACCGGUCGACACUGCUCGGGUUGAAGUAUGGUGGGGUGCCGAGCAUCAACUCGCUUCACUCGCUGUACCAGUUCCAGGACAAACCGUGGGUAUUCGCUCAUCUGCUGCAGCUGCAGCGCCGUCUCGGUCGCGAUGCGUUCCCACUGGUCGAGCAGACGUUCUUCCCGAACCCGAAAGACAUGUUCACCUGGACACGGUUCCCAUGCGUGCUGAAGGCUGGCCACUGUCACGGUGGCAAAGCUACCGCCAAGCUCGACAACCCCGGAGCGCUCCAAGACGCGGCGGGCCUUCUGUGCGGUACCGGCCUGUCCGACAACGGCUCCUACUGUAGCCUCGAGCCGUACAUCGACGCCAAGUUUGACGUUCACAUCCAGAAGAUCGGUAGCACCUACAAGGCGUUCAUGAGAAAAUCCAUUUCCGGCAACUGGAAGACGAACCAGGGCUCGGCCAUGCUCGAGCAGAUCCCGAUGACGGAGAAGUACAAAACCUGGGUCGAUGAGGUGUCCGAGCUGUUCGGUGGUAUGGAGGUGUGCGGUGUGGCGGUGAUCGUCUCCAAGGAGGGCAAAGAGUUUAUCAUCAGCGCCGCCGACUCGACGUUCCCUCUGAUGGGCGACAGCCAGGAAGAAGAUCGCCGCCAGAUUGCGGAUCUCGUCGUCGGGCGCAUGCAGAAUGUUUGCCGACCGUCCAUGAUGACGAAGGCCGUUUCGCGCAGCUCGAUCUCGUCGCGAGGCACUAGCCCAACGGAAGAUGCACCGCCGGUUCCGAUCGGUACACGCCCGGUACCGGUUGGUGGUGGUCCACCGCCGAUUCCGGAGCGCACCACACCAGGGGUAGGUUCGAUCGGGCGUCACGGUAGCUUUAGCAGCCAGUCUGGUGAGCCACCGGAGCAACCGUCCGAAAGGGCACCCACUCUGAACUCUGUUGGACGACGUGAUUCGCAAGCAUCGCAAUCGAGCAGUGUGUCCGGCAUAUCGUCGGCUUCGGCCGCCCGAUCGGGUGCCGGUAAAGCUCCACCGGCCAACGCAACCGGCGGCCCAUCGGUGGUCGAGGACGCGGAGGAUACGAUGAAAAAUCUCCGCAAAACUUUCGCCGGCAUCUUCGGUGACAUGUAGGAUUUGGCUAAGAAGAAGAAACAGACCCGCGGAGGAAAUGACAUCAGCAGCACUGCCGGCAGCGCCACCGGUAGCAUUUUGAGUACACGCGAAAGCUCCAUCGACAGCGUGAUCGUGCGGCCGACCGAACCGACCGAGAC